Molecule: messenger RNA, 1627 nt
Organism: Folsomia candida
Lineage: Eukaryota; Metazoa; Arthropoda; Collembola; Entomobryomorpha; Isotomidae
Exons: 4
Coding region: 277-609 (110 amino acids)
Source: RefSeq, a predicted model, not a curated record
AGAAACUUUAUGACCACCAUGUAUGUAGAAUUUGUCAAAGCUUGCAUUGCUGUACAUAUCAAUUUUGAUUACAUUGAUCAGCCUCCUCAAAGUGUAAAUUUUAUGGAAAACAUGAGAUAACUUAUCUUCCAUUGGAUUGGGGAAUAAUUUUACCUACCUCGUUCAUUCACAUAUCUGUAUUUAUAAACUGAGGUUGACGCUGCUCAUUUUUAUACCUAAACCCACCUAAAUUUUGUGUUGAAUUGAUUUUCAAUAAUUUUUGGAUUAAGCUUAACUAUGACAUCCAAAACAUCGAACAACAUCCUUGUCAUAAUUAUUGACGAAAAUUUCGACGAACUAAGAACUUUAUUGGAUGUGAACGAUUCUCUGUUAAGCUAUCUCGAAGUGAAGAGCAUAAUCACUAAUGAAACCGUGGAUUUGUUGGGCAAGAUUAACGGGAAAGCAAAUAAGGCAGACAGGUUGCUUACAAUUCUUCGUAAUUUAAGGACUGACGAAGACCUACCAGUAAUUAUGCACGUUAUCGGAGAUGACGUUAGCUGCAACAUAAGAGCUUUCCAAAUAUUCCAACCAUACCUACCAGGAAAUUCAGAAAGUAACAAAAAAUCUUAAACUUGAAAUGACACGAUAAUUGGAUGUGAAUAAAUCAGAUUUCUUCUGAACAAACAUGGUUUUGAAUUUUCUAAGUCGCUGUCAACUUCGAAAAGUGCAAGAUUUUUGAAAACCAGAGGUUUUGACUGGAAAAAGAUUUAAGAUUCGCGCCUCGACAAACUACAAUUAGCCUCAUGUAAAUCUGAAUUUUACAUGCCAAAUAGUCACAUAGUGAAUGGGAAAAAUAAUUACAAAUUUUGGUACCCCUGAUUUUGUACAAAAGGGUUCAUUUUUGUGUCGCAAAUAUUUCUAUGUUAAAGUGAAAGGCAGCGUUUAGAAAAACGGGGAUUUUCUAGAAAACCCAUAUUUAAGGGCUUUCUCUGGGAUUUUUGGGGGCUUGAAUAAAUCUAAUUUAUUCAGGAAUCCAAUUUAUUCAAGAUAGGAUUUAUGUACAUGCUAGUUGAUGCUAGUGAUAUUAGAAACUCAAUUCACAUGUGAAAAUCCCCAAAAUUUCAUGCUGAAUCCUAUAACUUAAUUAGUAUUCAUUAAUGAUGAAGUUAGCUAUUUGUUUCAAAGCUUACAAAAAUCCCACGGAAACUAUGAUAGCAUUGGGGGUUUCAGAGCUUCGAUUACAACAAAAACCACAAAAACUUAAGCUCAUAAAAACCAGAAAAGUGGCAGACCCUACUCAAAGAUAACUGAAAAAUAACACUCAUUGCUGUGGAAUAUUCAAAAGAUCAACUUUACUUUAAUCAGUUGCAUUUCACUUUAUUUACUACAAUUAUGCCAAUAAAUUACUUAACAUAUCAUAGUAUCGUUGGCGCCCCCCGGCGCCAUUAUACAGUAUGCCUUGUGCCAUAUUGGCACAUAAAUCAUAACUCGUAUAUAUUCUUGCACCCAUGGUGCAACGAAAACGGCUAGCCGUUGCACCAUUACUGCAGCAUUAGCGACCAUCCGGGAUACAUAAUUUUGAAAACUUUGUCAAAAUUGUAUGACCAUUUCUCCCGGAUAUUUUGCACUAUUGGUGCGUUUUGCAUCC